This is a messenger RNA of Pezoporus flaviventris, 1515 nucleotides long. Its product is annotated as probable E3 ubiquitin-protein ligase makorin-1. Gene Ontology annotation, molecular function: ubiquitin protein ligase activity; metal ion binding. Bases 340 to 1503 code for a protein of 387 amino acids. Gene Ontology annotation, biological process: protein polyubiquitination. The transcript is spliced from 8 exons. NCBI's taxonomy places the organism in Eukaryota, Metazoa, Chordata, Aves, Psittaciformes, Psittacidae. The record is from RefSeq and is a predicted model, not a curated record.
AGUUUAUAUCCUGAGCAUAACACUGUAUGGUCUUGGAAUAUCCCUUUGGGAAGUGGGGGUUGCUGUCGCCACUGUGUCCCCUCCAAGCUCCUUGUGCCCCCCUCAUCCUUGCUGCUGCAGCAGUCUGGGUAGCUGAGAAGUCCUUGAUUCAGUGUAAACACAGCUCAGCUACAGCUACAACAUCCGUGUGUUAUCAGCGGUAUUCUCACCCCAAAUCCAAAACACGCUGCACCAGCUCCUGGGAGGAAGAUUAACUCUGUCCCAGCCAAAAGCAGGACACGGGCCAAGGCCAGAAGUAGUCCCAGGAGGUCUCCCAGCCCUUCGUGCGGCCAGGAGAAAAUGGAGCCGGGCUCGCUGGUGGCCCGCGGGGGCUGCCUGAGACCCCUGUGCAGGAACUUCGCCCGUGGGUUCUGCCGCUGGGGCCAGAACUGCCGCUUCUCGCACGACAGAAAGUCAGCCCAGACCUGCAGGUACUUCCAGAGCGGGUUCUGCAGCUACGGAGAGAGGUGCAGCUACGAGCACAUCCAAGAGGAGCCAGUGCCGGUGGGGACCCGCUAUGGCCCCGUGCCCCCUGCUCCCCGCAGCUACUGGGGCUUGGAGCCUGCGCCCGUGGCCAUGGCCCGGGGCUGGGGGGGAGCCCGGCGCAGCUUGGCCCCCCCUGCCCCCAGCGUGACACACGUGGCCUUCAAGUUCCCAAGCGUGGAGGUUGAGGGGGAAAGGAAAGCCAAGGAGAAGAUCCCUGCACCCGAUGAUGUCCCUCGUGGGGCCGUCGGCGGAGAGGCUGUCCCUGCACGAGCUCGGGGGGCCUCAGGCUCCCAGGCGCGAGUGCUGGGACUGGAUCCCAACUCCUCUGACCCUGGGAAGGAGAUGGUGACAAGGACUGACCUCGCAGAGGUCCCCAAGGAGCCGGGUGCUGUGGCAGCACCGGUGUCCAGCGAGGCACUGAGGGCCCGCAGUGAGGCCGUGGUGUGCGGCAUCUGCAUGGACCGGGUGUACGAGAAGCCGCUUCCAGAGGAGCGGCUCUUCGGGAUCCUCCCCAACUGCAGCCACGCGUAUUGCCUGGGCUGCAUCCGCAAGUGGCGCCGCAGCCGUGACUUCCAGAGCACCGUCAUCAAGGCCUGCCCAGAAUGCCGCAUCACCUCCAGUUACUACAUCCCCCACAAAUACUGGGUCUCGGAGGGGGCUGAGAAGGAGAAGCUCAUCAAGACCUUCAAGGCACGGACAGGGAAAAUCAGGUGCAAGUUCUUUGCCCAGAACCGCGGGUGCUGCCCAUUCAAGUCAGACUGCAUCUACCUGCACGAGCUGCCCGCCCGCCAGCCACCACGGCGCAGGCAGCAGCACCCAAGGGUGCCCGUUGACCCUCCUUUGGAGAGCUCUGACGAGGAAGAUGAGGAGCUCUGUGUGCUGGAGUGGGCUCUCAGCCUGGCUGUGGUGGAAGCAGACUUCCGAUACUCCAGAUAUGGCCACGAGGUGCUCCUUGUGGAGUUCAGCGACUCUGACUAAAGCCGUGGGGUG